Molecule: messenger RNA, 5707 nt
Organism: Calidris pugnax (ruff)
Lineage: Eukaryota; Metazoa; Chordata; Aves; Charadriiformes; Scolopacidae
Gene: NPAT
Product: nuclear protein, ataxia-telangiectasia locus
Exons: 18
Coding region: 64-4464 (1466 amino acids)
Cellular component (GO): nucleus
Molecular function (GO): transcription coregulator activity; protein binding
Source: RefSeq, a predicted model, not a curated record
UCUUCCCUCCCUCCCUCCUUCCUUCCCUUCCUCCACUCCUCCUUCCCCCCGCCGCCUCGGGCCAUGCUGCUGCCGUCCGACGUGGCCCGGCUGGUGCUGGGAUACUUACAACAGGAAAAACUUCUAGCUACCUGCCGUGAAUUUAUUUUGGAAAGCUCAGAUUUGAAAGAAUAUGCAGAGCACUGUACAGAGGAUGGGAUUAUUCCAGCCUGCUUGCUGUCCCUGUGUGGAAAAAACUUGACAACUAUUCUUAAUGAAUAUGUAGCCAUGAAAACAAAAGAAACAACAAAUGAAGUUCCAGCAAUGAUGUCAUCUCUGUGGAAAAAAUUAGACUAUACACUUUCUCAGAUCAGGAGCAUGCAAAAUUCCACAGGAUUUUCUGCUAAUCAGAGGACACGUACAAGAAGUGGAAUUGUGGAAAUGAAAAGACAGAGAAUGCUUCAGCAAUCAGCUCCUGCAAACUCAGGAUUGUUGUCAGUAGCCCAUCAGUCAGGGCCACAGAAUUCCUCUUCUGUUGUAGCUCCUCAAGUUAUUCAAAGACCAACAAUAAAUCAAACCGUGUCACAGACAAGACUGAAUACGUUGUUUGUUCACCAGUCACAAACCCAAGAAAACAAGAUCAGCGCAGGAGAUUUCAUACACAUUCAAGUUCCGGCACCACAAGAACGAAAGCUUCAUUCAAACUUGCUUUCUCCAGGAAGAAGAAAAAGUGAAUCUCAGAAGAGGAAAAGUGUUGCAACAUCUGGACCUCUUUCAGCAGCUAAAAGUUCUCAAGACCCUGAUGAAGUAACAACAGAGAAAGAAAGUGAGCCACUUGAAGAAUUCAUAGAUGGUAACUUCCCACAACUGGUUAUUGAAAAUGCCAGAGAAAAAAUCUUAAGCAACAAAUCUCUUCAGGAGAAGCUUGCUGAGAACAUCAACAAAAUCCUGAGCAGUGAUGGCAACGUCGCUCAGGCCCCUAAACAGACAGACAGUGGUCCCACGGAGCAGGAGACUUCAAUCGAUGAAAUCCUUGGACUUCAGGGUGAAAUUCAUAUGUCAGAAGAGGCCAUACAGGACAUUCUAGAACAGACAGAAUCCGAUCCAGCUUUUCAGGCACUCUUUGACUUGUUUGAUUAUGGAAAGAACAAGGUAAACAAGAACUUACCUGCUGGUAUUUCUGGUCAGAGUGGAGUAGAAAACACGAUCCUGGUGGAUGAGGAUAACCUGGAAACACUUGAAAGUUCUUUAGGAACAGAAGAAACCAGUAGAUGUGAUAAUUCUAGAGAGCCACUCUCCUGUAAAGGUUUUCAGCUAGGAGAAGCAUCGUGUGCCUUGAAGACCAGCAUUAAUGAUGAUGAUGUGGCUAAGAAAAACACCGCCAACGAACAGUUGCCUGGAAGUUGUAGGCCGAGCAAGCAGCCUGAGGGCCUGAAAACUGUUACCCCGGAGCACAUGGGAGAGCUUGAGAUCGCCUUUGACUCUGUGCCUUGUUUGACUGAACCUAACAAGAGACAGAGUUCUGAUGGUGAAUGUAAUGAACACUGCGGAGAUCCUUACGAUAAAAAGGGGUCGUCUGCAUUAGUGUCUGAAAGUGAAAGAGCUAUGGAAAUUGAAAAAGGCCCGCUAAGUCAUGGUGCUCAAAGUAGUCCUAAUUUAGAGUAUGUUCAUUCUGGUAGUCCACAGAUCUCUUUGAUUUCACUGGCAGAAUGUACUACAGCCAGUGAAAACAAAACACAUUCUGGAAGUAAAUGUCACCUCUCACCAGAUACAUCACUGUCUGAAAAAACACUUGGUAAAAGCCCUUCUGAGGGGAGCCCUGGGCACAGCGUACUGCUGGGAAAAAACAGUGCAUCGAUUUCCAGCCCAUCGGGGGAUGCAGGACAAGAACAGGCUGUAACAAACGAUACAGCUGCCUUACCUGGUAUUUUACAGGAAAACUCAAGCCACCAGCCUAACCAUCAGGGACAGAGUGUGCAGUCAGACUGUGCUGCAAGCUCUGCUGCAAAGGUUUCAGAUCUUGACAAAACAGAGUUGCAGCUUGAAGUUGUUGAUACUUCGAACAAACCUUAUUCAAGUGAUCAGCAUACACUUGAUAAGACUUGUAAGAAAGAUGUAAACCUUCCUACAGGACUGUCAAACUCAGAGGGAACACAAGGGGAAAUGCAGGAACCUUCAUCUUCUACAAAAGUAGAUGCUGAUAAUAUAUAUUUCUCUUCUGGCGGUGAUGCGUGUACAGAAAUUUCCGUAGUAUCCACUGCAAAUAAUCUUCCUACAUCUGAAAUAUGCCACUCUCCUCUCCCAGAAACUGCAUCCUCAACAGAUGAGUCGGGUACUGAGGCCAAAAGUAUAAGCGGUGUGUCUUCUAGUAGUCAACCAAUGGAUGUUGAUCCUUCUAAUAUAAUGUCCCUCAAGAUCAUCAUCAGCGAUGAUCCGUUCAUUUCAUCAGACACUGAGUUAAAUAAUGCUGUUUCCAGCAUCACAGGUGAAAAUUUGCCAACUAUAAUAUUGUCUUCUCCAGCCAAAUCCCCAACCAAAACUGCAGGCCUGUCCAAAUGUCUGACUUCAGAAGACACAGAAAAAAAUGUGGAUUCAGCUUUAGCAGAGCAGAAUCUCCUUAUGCUUAGACCAAAGGAUCCCGUGGUCACCUCGGUUAACGCUCAGAAUGAAGACUCUGCUGGCUUUCCAGUUGCAGGCACGACUAAUCUUUCCAAGGAAGGGGGAUUUAUACAGUUGAUGCCAGCAACAAGCACAGCUUUUGGGAAUUCAAACAACCUUUAUAUAGCCACUUGUGUGGCCGAUCCAGCUGCCUUGGGCACAGCUGGAACACCCUCAAAUGUGGUGGUGUUGCCCGGCAGUUCUAUGCCGCUUGCUGCCCAAGCUCCAGCCGUGCAGCAGCUACGGACUCCUCCUCGAUCCAGCAAUGCAUUCACAGCAAACCAGACUGUCUCCCCCAGCUUCCCACAAGGUUCUGCCAUUAUAAUUGCCUCUCCGGUGCAGCCUGUCCUGCAAGGAAUGGUGGGAAUGAUACCUCUCUCAGUAGUAGGACAAAAUGGAAAUACGUUCUCGGCACCUGCCCGCCAGGUUCUACACAUGCCUGUGGCUAAUCCAGUGUGCAACAGAAGUGUCCCAAAACUUCCCAUCCCUCCCAAAUCACAAAAGAUUCCUGGAGCAAGAAACAAAGCUAAUGCAGGAAAACUGGUCCCAAGUGUAGCUGAGCCUUUGAACCACACAAACUCUCGAACACAAAGGACUGGAAAUUCAGACAAGCUUGUCACUGCAGAGCUAGGGAGGAACGUGGAGGAGAACCUACCUAUUGCACCAGUAGAGAGCACGGGCUCAAAUUCAAGACCAAGUGAAAGUCACAGGAGAGUGCUUUGCUUUGAUAACGUCCUGCCCGCGCCGGGAGGAAACGCCCAAACUCAGGCUACUAAGAGUUUAUCCCAGAAAGAAAGAAAUGAAAAUACUCUAUUUGCUGUUGACACCGCGUCAUCCUCUGCUAAGGCGCAGGGAGUGAAGAGAGAGAAGGAUAAAACGUUGCCCAGAAUCCUGUGUAAGGCGGAGGUUGGCGGCAGCAGAGGCACAUCCGCAAAGGAGCCGCAGCCCGAGCGGAAGGCGGGAGCGGCGGGGCCUCCCUCGGAUCCCUUCCACAAGGCCACAGCAAAUAAGGAAAACGAGCUGCGGAGGGAUGCUGAUGAGAAACAGAAGAACCAGGACACGGCCAAGCUCUCCAACGGCCAGCAGAGCGUUAGCUCAUGGAACGAGAAGGCGGUCGCGUCGGUGCAGGAGCUGAACAAGAAGCAGGGCUCGCUCUCCAACGGGAACAGCAAAGCUUCAGCGGCUGGUUCUUUGUCUUCCAAGGAGCCAAAGCGAGAACCGGCCAAAGCUCCCGGCCAAGGCCUCUGCCUGUCGAGCCCCUUCACCAAGCAGUGUGUGGAGAUGCUGCAGGACAUCCAGUGGCACAGCCCCACUGGUAAAACGGUGGAGAAUGGGGAGCUGCCUGUGCCCCGCACGCCGUCGGGGGUGGGGGACAGGCACACGGACGAUACCGCAGACAGCGUGCGGACACCCACCUGCCGGCGCUUCACCGAGGACAGCGCGACCCCCCGCACCAUGGUCCCCCCUGCCACGCCCGACCUGCCGGCCUGCAGCCCCGCCAGCGAGACGGGCAGCGAGAACAGCGUCAGCAUGGCCGCACACACCCUCAUGAUCCUCUCCCGCGCCGCCAUCGCCAGGACCAGCACCGCCACCCCCCUCAAGGACAACACCCAGCAGUUCCGCGCUCUGAGGAGCACCGUCAAGAAAAGGAAACUGGAGGACUUGAGCGAGGGUGAGAGAAACUCGCGUUCUGCAAAUAGAAAAGACCUUCAGAACUCCCCAACACCAUCAAAAAAGAAGAAAAUAAAGAAAAAGAAGCUGCCGAAUUCUUUCCCAGCGGGGAUGGACGUGGACAAGUUCUUGCUGUCUCUGCAUUACGACGAAUGAACAAGAAGUUGAACUGGGACAGUCUAAAGCUAAAAGGGUGGCUUUGUGCUGAGGUUGUGCAUGGGAAGAGACCUUAAUUGUAAAGAGUGAGUUGCACUUUGAGUGCACUGAAGUUUCACUUUAUAGCAAAAUCAUGCUGUUUGGGAAGCAGGUUGCGAAGUGUAAAUAUCAUUGAGUUGGUAUAUGUUUAUUUUUGAAAAAGCACUUGCGUAAUUAUAGAGCCAUUUAAUUUGCAGAAAUUGUAAAUUUGUAUAAAUGUAAUGUAAGAAAAGUUGUAUGUUUCCCGUUCUACCACGUUGUCUGUGUUCUGCUGCAUUCUCUACUUCCCCCCGACCCGUGUUUGUGCGAAGGCUGUGUGUGUGCAGGCAGGGUUUGCAGGUCACUGCUCUGGGACACGGGCGGCCAACCCGGCCGCUUCCCCUUCUCUUGUUGAAUCCCAAAGGGCCUCGCUCUCCAGCCAUACCCGGCUUGUACUAACACCCUCUGUAUCAUAACUGUCAAACCCACCCUGUCAGGCUUGCAAUGAGCUGACAGAAAUACCAGUAACCAAUUGUAUAAAAGUAUUUCUCAUCUAAGGAAGCUUUUCCCAGCCAGUCAUUCGGAUAAGAACGUUAAUUUGGAUCGGCCUCAUCUCUUUACAAUAUUUUUUCUGCGUAAGAUUCAUUUGGAUGCAGCAGCUGUUUUCAAACCAUGUACUUUCUUGUGGGUUCACCCCCAUAUUCACACCCUGGUACGAACACUUCAGCAAGAGCCAGAUGAGAAUUUCAGUGUGUUCUAUUGCAAAAGUCAAUUCUUUGAACUGCCAUUUGUACUGGUGAGAAAGCGUUUGUUCAUAUCUCUUCUGCUUUUAGCCAGACAUGGAAAAAAAUGGAUCUGGUCUUUCUGUUGAAUGUAGAAUUUGUCAUAGCUAUUAUACAAACUCUUCAAAAUGGGCACAGGAGCAGCUCAGCCUCCAUUUUAGUACUAAUUAGCAUGGGUGAAAAUGACCACACUAAGCCUUGCUCCAGUACUGCAGAAUUUUCUCUACUGGUAUUUCCUCCUUUGUUCUCAAAUUGUUGAGGUCUUAAAAAAAUGCAAGUUUUCUUGUGAGAGAUCUGUACAGCAACAGGGCAAUGUUUCACAUAGUAUACAAGGAUUCCUAAGGAACCAAUAUUAUGCAGUAGAUGUUUAUAUUAAACCCAUCCAAUAAUGAAAUACUGCAUACCAUUUACAGCUUGAAUAAAUAUUUUUGUUUUAAUAAGAA